Molecule: messenger RNA, 4701 nt
Organism: Siniperca chuatsi (mandarin fish)
Lineage: Eukaryota; Metazoa; Chordata; Actinopteri; Centrarchiformes; Sinipercidae
Product: E3 SUMO-protein ligase ZBED1-like
Exons: 2
Coding region: 187-2238 (683 amino acids)
Molecular function (GO): DNA binding; protein dimerization activity
Source: RefSeq, a predicted model, not a curated record
AGCUGGACUCGGAAGCUAUUCGGUCUGAAACAGAGCGAUGUGGUUGCUGUCAGUGUUGGUGCCUCUUGUCAGGCUGUAUUUAUGCGGAAUUAAAGUUCUUCUCUAUCAGAUGUUCAACAGAUCCUUUACGCUACCAGGUACUCAAUAAGUGAAGGCAUCCAAGUGGAUUGCUUACUGAAGGAACCAAUGGAGGGUAAAAGUUCAGGACCUUCAUGCUCUGGCCUCAAUCUUGUCGCACACCCACGGGCAAAAAGCAAAGUCUGGAAAUACUUUGGCUUUGACACAGAUGCAGAUGGCUGCAUAUUGCACUGGAAACGGAUAUACUGUCGCGUAUGUAUGAGUCAAAUUGCGUACUCUGGAAACACCUCCAAUCUGUCGUACCACCUUGAAAAAAACCACCCUGUAGAGUUCAGUGAGUUUGUGAAGAGCAACACAGAUCAGAUGCGCGAGGCGUUUGCCACAGCAUUCUCUAGGAUAAAGACUGAGCCUUCAGGUCUACAUGUUCAGCAACAAUCCCAGGACACAAACUUAAGGCAGAGCUUAGACUAUGAAAACAGACGACACAAUGAUCUGACUGCUGCUGUCAUCAACUUCAUCUGCGAGGGGUUGUACCCUGUAUCUGUAGUUGAAGAGCCUACUUUCAAGACCUUAAUGAGUACCGUCGAUCCUGGAUACUCUCCACCGAGCAAAAGCGACCUGGCAGUUAAAAUGCUUCCUCAGAUGUAUUGCCGUACCCGGGACAUGGUCUUUAGUGAGCUUGCUGGGGUUUUGAACUGUGGCGUUACUACAGACCUUUGGCAAAGCCAAACGCAGAAUAGGACAUACAUUUCACUCUCUAUGCAUUCAGUUAAUUACAACAGUUCAACUGGCUUCUCUGUGACCAACAAGUGCCUUAAAACGUUUGAAGUACAAGAGGACAACACAGCCGAGAACAUCACCAGAGCGAUGUAUGAAGCCUUUGUUGAAUGGGGGAUAACUCAUAAAGUCAGCGGUGCCACCACAAAUGGUUCCGUGGACAUUGUCAAAGCAUGCUCGCUCCUGGAACUAUCAGUGGAAAUGCCUUGCCUUGGAUAUACCAUCAAUCGUGCAAUGGAUGAAGCCUUCCAGCUGCCACGAGUUGACAGCUUUUUGGGAUGCUGCCGCAAACUUGUUGAUCAUUUCAGAGAACCGGCAAUGUAUCUGCUAAAGGAAAAACAGAAGCAGCAUGGCCUCGCUCAGUGUUCACUUGUCACAGACAGGGGUAGGUCUUGGUUGGCCACAUUGGCAAUGUUACAAAGACUGAAAGAGCAACAGGUUGCUGUAACUGCAACGCUUAUAGAGAGUUCCAGUUGCCAUCAUUUCAGCUUUAAUGGCCCUGACUGGGCCUUGUUGGAGGGCUUGAUUGAAGUCCUCCAGCCUUUUAAAGUUGUGGCAAACAUGAUAACUUCUUGCAGGUACCCAACCAUUAGCAUGGUUAGGCCUGUGCUUCAUAUGUUGUUGAAUACCACCCUCAAGGUCAAGGAAGGGGACCUCAAAGAGAUCAGCAUGACCAAAGAGGUCAUCUCAAAGGUCCUAUCAAGCACCUAUUCACAGAAUUCACAACUAUCGCAAGAAAUUUCAACAUUCCUCAACAUUGCUACCUUCCUGGAUCCUCGGUACAAGAAGUUGCCUUUCCUGUCCACUCAGGAACGCUCCAAAGUUGAGAAUAACAUCAUUGAGGAGACAAAAGCAAUCCUUGAGAAGCAGAUUGCGGAGCGGCCUUGUCUAGAUGAUUUCUCCUUGGUAUCUGACGAACCACCUAGCAAAAAGCAGACACCUGUAAGAGAAUCUUCAGCCAGCAGUGCAACCCAAAACAACCCUUUGGCUGCCAUAUUUUGCCAGUCUGAUGCAGACCAGAGCCAGGAGGAGCUGCAUGCACAGGUCGUAGAGGAGCUGAGCAACUACAAAUCACAAAGAGUUUUAGGUCUGGAUGAAGACCCUUUACUGUGGUGGUCAAGUCAUGCACCCUUGUUCCCCACCCUACCCAAGGUACUCCAGAAGUACUGGUGUGUUCCUGCCAUGAGUGUACCUUGUCAUAGGCUGUUCAGCUCCUCUGGGACUGUGCUGUGUGGGAAAAGAAACCGUAUAGCUCCAGCUUUAGUAGAUCAACAGAUCUUCUUGUAUGAGAAUUCGCGAAACUACUAUGAGCCUGAACCCUGUGAGGAUGAUUUGGACAAUGUUUGGGAAGGAAACUGUAGUCUGGGUCAGCCACUUGAAUGACUGCUUAAAAUUGCAAAAAGUUAAAGAAUUUUGAUGACAUUAUUCCCUGCAUACUGUGGGCCUACAUACCAGACCUGCUGAAGCAUUACAAAUAUAAUUAAGGUGUAUCAGUCAGUAGUAGUAAAAUGUAAUGGACCUGUUAUAAUAAACUAUCUUUGAAUUUUGGCCUAUAAUCUGUAUGAAAAGAGUUUGGCCUAUAUUAUCUUGCCGAGUCAUUUAAAAAAAAAAAAAAUGUAAUAUUUUUGGGGAAAACACUUAUUUGCAUUCUUUCUGAGAGUGGGAUAAGAAGAUUGUUGUCAAUCUCAUGUCUGCGGUAAGUAUAGAGCUAAAGCCAGGACAUGAGGACAUGUUUAGCCUAGCUAGCACAAAGACUGCAAGCAGGAGAAACGGCCUAGCCUAAAUCGAUCCUAAGUUGAAAAACACACCUACCAACACCUCCAAAGCCCACUAGUUAACUACCUUUUGUUUAAUCUGUAAACAGAAAUGUAAAACCAACUGUUUAGCGGUUGUUGCUCAAAAAAUGGCUCCACCACGUCACUCUCCUUAAAACAUUGCUGUUUUUAGCCAUGCUAGCGGUGUGGCUCUAGAUCCAAACUGAAUAUCUCAAGUAUUGGAUGGAUUGCCAUAACAUUUUCUACAGACAUAUGGUGCCCAUAUUUAUUUUAUUAGAUUAUACGUGCCAACAUCUGCAUUUUAGCAUUGUCAUUGUGAGUGUGUUAGUAUGCUAAUGUUAGCAUUUCGCUCAAAUGACUGCUAUGCAAAAAUACAGCCUCACCAAGGUAGAAAGGCUGUAGAGUCUUAGUCUUAUUACAUUUCUGUUCAUGUAUGAGUUAACAAAAUAAGACACAUUGUGUUAAUUAUUAAGCUUUAGAGGUGCUGUUAGACUUUUUUUUACUUUGUGCAGAGCCAGGCUAGCUGUUUCCUCUGCUUCCAGUCAUAAUGCUGCUAUAGUUGACAUCAAAUCUGUCAAAAUCUGUGCAGAAAAUGUAGUUCAUUGAAAUAAACAUAACAGCAAAACCAGCCAUAAUAUCAUCAUAUUGGAUCUAACACAUUUGUAAUCAAAAACUAAAAGAAUUCUAGUGAUUACAGAAUAGUAAUCAGGGUUCCAGGGUGCACAAGCGACCAAAAAAUCUGUUAAGUGCGACUAAACAUUUUCUUUGGUCCGCCGGUGCACCUGAAAUUUAGCAGGUCUGAUUUAAAAAUAAAUAAAUAAAAGAUACAAAUAUUUUUUAACAAACACCAAAUGGGUGUGCAGACAUUUGCCUUUGAGCAAAUAUUAUAAACAUAUUUUCUGUAGAUUAUUUUGUCAGCAUAUAGCAGGAUCUAAUGUACAUCUUGCACAUGUGUCAGGCAUGUCUCUGUGUGUGUGUGUGUGUGUGUGUGUGUGUGUGUGUGUGUGUGUGUGUGUGUGUGUGUGGUGUGGGAAGACCUGUACUCUUCCCAUAUUCCUUGCGUGCGAACGAUAGAAAUUGUGAGCGACAUCACAACCUUAAAACAUAAUUCAAAAUGAAGAGAACUAUUGAUCCUAAUCCCGACCCAAUAUGUUCGUUGGAGAUGGCCUCAUCUGACUCCCAGCCAGAACCAGAGCCUACCACAUACAAAAAGUCCAAAACAUAUGCCAUUAGCAAAGAAUGGCUUGUCUAAUUUCCGUGGCUCAAAUAUGAUAACAUGGCCAACAUUAAGCAAGCAUUGCAUUUAUUGUAAAGAGUGCGGCCAAAGCAUGGCUGGGAACAGUGUUUUUGCUGUCGGAGCAUCGAAUUCUGAAUUGAAACAUAAAAAAAUCACAGUGUCUCCAAGAAAGCAUUUCAGCGCCAGACAGUGGCAAACCGAAGCAGUGAAGAGUCAGAAAUGAUAAUAAAAUUUAACGCUGCUUAUAAUAUAGCCGAAGAAGAGCUACCUUUUACUAAAUUUAAUUCCCAAAUCAUCCUUAUGAAAAAGAAUGGGUUAAAUGUAAACCUGACCUACAGCAGCAACGCUGUCUGUGUCCACUUCCUUGAGGUGGUCGCCAACACACACAAAAAAAAGACUGUUCAAAUCGCGGAUUUGACGUACAUAUGAUUAAUGGUUGAUGGAGAUACAGACAAACUGACAAAAAAGGUAAUGCUUAAAAUGUAUUAUUGGGUGCACCUAAAUUAUGUGCUGGUGCACCUUAAUGAAAAGGUUACCAAUGUAAAAAGUUAGUCUGGAGCCCUGGUUAGCACUGUGUGUUGUCUCUCAGUAUCUAUGCCUCCUUCAGACAUCUACUCGUUAUGUUGUAAGCUCUGUUGUGUCUUUUUGGCCUUUCUGUUGCACUUUUCUUUUCAGGCUCUAUGAUUAAACUUUUUUAAUUUGUUUGGGAUGUACUUGUAAAUACUUAUAAAUAAUAAGUAUGUACUUGUAAAUACAGUGGACAAGUUUUAAAAAUGGCACAUAUAAAUUAUGAUAUGAAAGAACUCUGUGAAAGUAAAGAUCUUGUUUUCAACA